Synchiropus splendidus (mandarinfish) is the source of this 2290-nucleotide messenger RNA. RefSeq names its product proprotein convertase subtilisin/kexin type 9 (gene pcsk9). Gene Ontology annotation, biological process: proteolysis. Bases 96 to 2078 code for a protein of 660 amino acids. The transcript has 12 exons. Gene Ontology annotation, molecular function: serine-type endopeptidase activity. Lineage: Eukaryota; Metazoa; Chordata; Actinopteri; Syngnathiformes; Callionymidae. The record is from RefSeq and is a predicted model, not a curated record.
CAGAUGCUCGCAGCCCGUCUGACACUCUGAACCGACACAUCUGGACCCAAAUCAGCUGAGAGUUCGGUGCUGGUUCAGCGGGACGCGCGUGCAGAAUGCGUCUCCCCUGCGCGUGGGCGACCUGGACGCUGUGUCUGUGCGCGUUUCUGGCUGUGAGCGCGCGCGACGACCGCGAGGAGGAUGAGACGGUCCUGGAGCUGAUCCAGGAGGACGGGACUCAACCUGAGACCGGGUCCGGACCCACGGCCCAGUUCCUCAGGUGCAACAAGGCUGCGUGGCGGAUGCCGGGUCAGUACCUGGUGAUGCUGCACCGGGGGUCACACGAGUCUCACGUGCAGAGGACCAUCAAGAGGCUGAUGGCCAAAGCAGCCCGGAGAGGGUACCUGCUGGAGGUCCUGCAGACCUACUCUGGGACCUUGCACGGCUUCCUGGUCAAGAUGAGCAGCGAUGUCCUUCACCUGGCGAUGAGACUCCCUCAUGUCCACUACAUAGAGGAGGACUCCUCUGUCUUUGCCCAGAGCGCCCCCUGGAACCUUCAGAGGUUGAUGCAGCCUCAUGGGAGCUCCUCUGAGAAUGGGACGUACAGGCCUCCCAAUGAUGGCGCGAUGGCAGAGGUGUAUCUGAUGGAUGGCAGCGUUCAGAGCUCUCACAGAGAAGUGGAGGGACGAGUGUUCAUCACCGACUUCAACAAUGUACCAGAGGAAGAUGGAGUCAGAGUGCAUCGACAGGCGAGUCAGUGUGACAGUCACGGAACUCACAUGGCAGGAGUGGUGAGCGGGUCGGACUCAGGCGUGGCCCCCGGUGCCGGUGUGAACCUGGUGCGGGUCCUGAAUUGUCAGGGGAAGGGGACCGUGUCUGGAGCUCUGGCAGGCCUGGAGUUCAUCCGAGCCACGUUGUCGUCCCGACCAAUGGACGCCGUCAUCAUCCUUCUCCCCUUCAUCGGCGGCUUCAGUCGAUCACUAAAUGCUGCGUGUCGAGACAUGGUGGCCAACGGCGUGACGGUCAUCGCUGCUGCCGGAAACUACCGAGACGACGCCUGUCUUUACUCGCCGGCUUCAGAACCGGAGGUGAUCACAGUUGGGGCCGUGAACCUGUCUGACCAGCUGAUGUCACAGGGAGCCGGCGGUACCAACUUCGGCAGAUGCGUGGACCUGUUUGCACCUGGUGAUGACGUGGUCAGCGCCAGCAGUGACUGCAUCACCUGCUUCACUUCCCGCAGUGGGACGUCGCAGGCUGCUGCGCACGCUGCAGGUGUAGCUGCUGUAAUCCUGUCGGCCAAUCAGAAGGCCACGCCGCUGCAGGUCCUCCACACCAUGCUGCGAUAUUCCAUCAGCAACACAAUCAAUCUCCUGUCUCUGCCCGAGACGCAGCGGCUCACCACCGCCAACCUGGUGGCAGCGAUGCCUCCCGACAACUUCACCGGUGGGGAGCUCCUGUGUCGGUCGGUGUGGUCAGAGAGGUCGGGGGUCGCAAAGUCCGACACGGCGGUGACUCGCUGCCGUCAGCAGGAGGAGAUGAUGGGCUGCAGCAGCUACGCUCCCGAUGGCGUGGGUGAGGGGGAGGCGAUCACAGUGAGUGGUGGACAGAUGGAGUGUGUUGCCCACAACGGACCAGGGCGUCAGGGUGUGUAUGCAGUGGCCCGCUGCUGCGUGAUGGAGGGUCUGCAGUGUCAGGUCCGCCCCUCUUCACCACCUGGACGAGAUGCAAGAUGUGAGAAUGUUCGGCAACACGUGUCCGCAUGCCUCUCGCGGCCCAGUGGCAGUAAGCCCCACUCGGGGCCUCGUCCCGCCGAGAGGAAUCGCUGCCAGGCCAAAGGACAUGUCACAACUCAAGUGGUGUGCUGCCAUGGUCCCUCUCUGGAGUGCAAAGUGUUGGACAGCGGAUCAGCCGAAAAGAAUAUGGUGGAAGUUUCCUGUGAGACGGGCUGGACUCUGACCAGCUGCAGGGCAGUCGCAGGCAGCUUCUCGAAAUCGUUUGCUGAGGAGAACAGCUGCCGUGUUUUCGGCGGAGUUGGAGACGACCGGGUUGUUGCCGUUGCUGUGUGCUGUCGCAUAAGUCCAGGCAAGCCGCCCCUAUAAUUCUACACGCCGUCCCUCAUAAAGCCUCCCUCCCUUCAUAAACUCAUGAUAAUACUGUGGUGCGACUUCAGCAGUGCAACUUCAAUUGCUUUAAUACAACCAACCCAUUCAGUACUGUUUUGUCUUGUCCCGCGCUUCAGUGAUGUAACCAAAUAUUUUUGUAUCUUUUUUUAAAUAAAACUGGAUAAAAUUGUAUUCUGAACACGACAUGA